This is a messenger RNA of Salarias fasciatus (jewelled blenny), 1319 nucleotides long. RefSeq names its product forkhead box L2a (gene foxl2a). Gene Ontology annotation, biological process: cell differentiation; anatomical structure morphogenesis; regulation of transcription by RNA polymerase II. NCBI's taxonomy places the organism in Eukaryota, Metazoa, Chordata, Actinopteri, Blenniiformes, Blenniidae. The transcript has a single exon. The record is from RefSeq and is a predicted model, not a curated record. Gene Ontology annotation, molecular function: RNA polymerase II cis-regulatory region sequence-specific DNA binding; DNA-binding transcription factor activity, RNA polymerase II-specific. The coding region runs from base 231 to 1151 and encodes 306 amino acids.
ACAACUUGGGUUGUGCCUCCAUCAGGUUUGAGUUUAGAAAUAUCCCAGCAGAAGAGAGAAGAAGAUCUGCUGAAUUAAGAUUCCUCUGCGCGCUGUUGGGAGGACAGCUUUUGAUUUGCCGUGCGGCUCCGGCUUCUGCAGCGCUGCGUCGUGGUGACCGGGGAUACCAGUGCGCGCACAGUGUGCUCUUUCACAGUUUGGACUGGACCUGUUUUGUUUUGGUGCGCGCAAUGAUGGCCACUUACCAAAGCACGGAGGAUGACGCAAUGGCCUUAAUGAUCCACGACACCAACACGACCAAGGAGAAAGAGCGUCCGAAAGAGGAGCCGGUGCAGGAGAAAAUCUCGGAGAAGCCAGACCCGUCCCAGAAGCCGCCGUACUCCUACGUCGCGCUCAUUGCCAUGGCCAUCCGCGAGAGCUCGGAGAAGCGUCUCACGCUGUCUGGCAUUUACCAGUAUAUCAUCAGCAAGUUUCCCUUCUACGAGAAGAACAAAAAGGGCUGGCAGAACAGCAUCAGGCACAACCUGAGCCUCAACGAAUGCUUCAUCAAGGUUCCCCGGGAGGGCGGCGGGGAGAGGAAGGGGAAUUACUGGACACUGGACCCGGCCUGCGAGGACAUGUUUGAAAAGGGGAACUACCGGAGACGGCGCAGGAUGAAGCGGCCUUUCAGACCCCCGCCGACCCACUUCCAGCCGGGGAAGUCCUUGUUCGGAGGAGACAGCUACGGCUACCUGUCGCCGCCCAAAUACCUGCAGUCCAGCUUCAUGAACAACUCCUGGUCGCUGGGCCAGCCGCCCGCCCCCAUGUCCUACACGUCCUGUCAGAUGGCGAGCGGCAACGUGAGCCCGGUGAACGUCAAGGGGCUGUCCGCGCCCUCAUCCUACAACCCUUACUCCCGAGUGCAGAGCAUGGCGCUGCCCAGCAUGGUGAACUCUUACAACGGCAUGGGUCACCACCACCACCCGGCGCACCCGCACCAUGCGCAGCAGCUGAGCCCGGCCACCGCCGCGCCGCCGCCGGUCUCCUCCAGUAACGGAGCGGGCCUUCAGUUCGCGUGCUCCCGUCAGCCCGCGGAGCUCUCCAUGAUGCACUGCUCUUACUGGGAACACGAGACCAAACACUCUGCGUUACACACGAGGAUUGAUAUUUAAAGUUUACAAACGAAAAUGCUCUGUGCGAAACGACAGAAAAAAAAACAAAACAAAUGAAGACUCUAAACCAGUGCGAGUUGAUUCCUGUGAUUUCAAAGCAAAAAGCCAACAGUAUUUUUGAAGAGACCUCCGUGACGAGCUGUUUGGGUCCAGCUGACAUCCACGAGU